AUGCAUGAUUCAGCCGGUGAGACUUGUCGGGGGUAUAUACAAUUUGUAGAGGCAGGAGGAUUAAAAUGGCAGUGUGUCGUCUCGGCCUGGACUAAUGAGAAUAAAGAUGAGUGCUAUACUGAUGGGACAGCUAGCAUGUUCGCUAAUCCCUGUGACGAAGCCAUUGAAGAAGCCAAUAGACGCGAGAUGGCGGCUUAUUGCUUAAAUGGUUGGAAUGGUGGUACAUUCCAUGCAGAUGCCAGAGUUUUUCACCCCGAUGUAAAGAAUGCUAAUAUAUGGGAUUUAGACUUUAAUAAUUAG
Molecule: messenger RNA, 300 nt
Organism: Debaryomyces tyrocola
Lineage: Eukaryota; Fungi; Ascomycota; Pichiomycetes; Serinales; Debaryomycetaceae
Source: the annotation of a GenBank genome assembly